AUGUCCUUUGUCGAACCGUUCACUCAAGGUCAUGGGAGGAAAGCGCGGUCAGGCUUAAAGACAAUGGCAACAAGUAAAGUCUAUUUUCGACGAAACAGACCUGGUACUAAAGCUGAGGAGUGGUGUAAUUGGCCCGAUGAACCGUUCGAAGAUAUGGAAAGUACAUUAGCUGUUCAGCAGUACAUACAGCAAACAAUAAGACGUGAUUUUAACAAUGUGGAUGAGAUUUUAACUGCUCCAGAGGGUCAAGAUGAAGUAGUCUGGAAGUACGAACAUUUGAGACAAUUCUGUAUGGAACUAAAUGGAUUAGCUGUUUGUUUGCAAGAGCAAUGUACCCCAAAAACAUGUCCUCAGAUGACUGCUACUGAACAAUGGAUAUUUUUGUGUGCAGCACAUAAGACUCCGAAAGAGUGUCCAGCUGUUGAUUAUACACGACAUACGCUUGACGGAGCUGCUUGCCUGUUGAAUAGCAGUAAAUACUUCCCUAGUCGAGUAAGCAUCAAAGUCACGUCAGUCAAUCGUCUUGAUUCUGUUUGCCGUCGUGUUUAUAGAAUAUUCUCUCAUGCUUAUUAUCAUCAUCGAGAGAUAUUUGAUUCUUUUGAAGAAUCAACUGCAUUAUGUCGAAGGUUUACAACAUUUGUGUUAAAAUACAAUCUUAUGAGUAAAGAUAACCUGAUUGUACCUAUUGCCGGUGCUGUAGAUGGGGCUGUAAUCGAGGCUCAAAUAUAA
Messenger RNA from Schistosoma margrebowiei, 729 nucleotides. The record is from the annotation of a GenBank genome assembly. Lineage: Eukaryota; Metazoa; Platyhelminthes; Trematoda; Strigeidida; Schistosomatidae.